AUGAGAUGUGAGAUUGAGAAAUUUGAUGGGAGAAUGAAUUUUGCACUGUGGCAAGUGCAAGUCAAAGACGUGUUGCGUCAGUCUGGACUGUAUAUGGUUUUGAAGGGUAAACCAGUCAGCAGAAAGAAUUCAGGAAAAGACAAUAGCAGUGGAGACUCAGAAAAAUCCAAGAUUAGCGAUGAAGAAUGGGAGGAGCUGGAUAUCAAAGCGGCAAGUCAAAUUCGCAUGUGUCUAGCAAUUCGCAUGUGUCUAGUAAAAAAUGGUCUUGCUAAUGUGCCGGCAAGUCAAAUUCGCAUGUGUCUAGCAAUUCGCAUGUGUCUAGUAAAAAAUGGUCUUGCUAAUGUGCUUGGAUUGUCCACGACAAAGGAGUUGUGGGAGAAAAUGGAAGAAUUGUACCAGGGAAAAAAUAUAUCCAACAAGUUAUAUUUGAAGGAGCAAUUUCAUACGUUGAAAAUGGUGGAAAGUACAAAGCUGUCAGAUCACCUGAGUGUUCUUAACGGCAUCGUCUCUGAAUUAGAAACUCUUGGAGUGCAAACCGAAGAUGAAGAUAAUGCUCUCCAACUCAUCCUGGCACUUCCUUCGACAUAUGAGCACAUGAAACUUGUUCUGAAAUAUGGUAGUAAGGAAGUAGUGUAUGCGGAUGUGAGCCAACUUUUCAAGCCACUUUCUUUUGCAAACCCUCAACAUGAAGAGCCUUUCACUUUAGCCUUGAUAUCCUUUUUCACUAGCUUUAUUUCCACUUUUGCAGCUGGCACCUCUUUGUUCCCUAUCAUUAGAGAUAACACCAAACUUACAAAAUCUGAUGUGGGUAAUGCGAGUGUUGCUUCAGUUCUGGCAGCAUACUUUCUAGGCUCGUAAUGGUGCUGUUUGUGACUAAUAGGUCCUAGAUAUGGAACUGCAUUUGUUUUAAUGCUGUCUGCUCCUACUGUUUUUUGCAUGUGUCACUUUUGUUUCAAUGCUCAAGAAUCCUAAAUAUUAGGUCUUAUGACGUUUUGCUUGCCUACCUUCGUUUUUUGCCAAUAUUGGACAACGAUAUGUUUUAACGGCAAGAAAAGUCUGUUUAAUGGAUGUGGCAGGUGAUGGGGAGACAUGGGCGGUGGAGUUACCCAAUUAUUAAUGCCUUUUAUUUUCCAUGUUAAAUUAUUAGCUGGUGCUACUCCCUUUACUGCUUGGAGGAUUGCUUUCUUUGUUCCUGGAUGUCUCAAAUGUUUAUUAAUGGGUAUUUUGGUUCUUAUACUUGGCCAGAUUUGCCUGAUGGCUGACUUAUUUGUUAAUUUCCUGUUCACGGUUCUCAGUAUGGAAUCACAAACUAUAGACACGUGGUUUUUUUCCUUGCUAUAUGGUUUUUCAAUGGAACUCCAAUUGACGACAAACAAUAUUAUUUACUGAAUUUUCUACGCACAGAUUAACUUAAAGCUCCACACGCUGGAUUAUCGCAGAAAGUUUUGGGCAUGACUAAUAUCGUUACCUCGCCUUUGGGGUUAUAUCCUCUGAUUAACUGCUAGACGUUUUGGCAUAGAGGAAGGUUAUGGUUCUUUGGAUUUUUCAAACCUAAGGAGCUUCUUCUGCAUCUGGCUCGGCCGUGCCAAUUCACUUCCUUGCAAAUUCCUUGCAAUGAUGCUAUCUUCAAUUGGCAUCCAAGCUGCCUUGUGGAGCUCUUACGGUGUCGUUCCUUUCGUUUCGAGGCGAUCUUUUGGGUAUACUAUCUUGGGUUUAACUGGUGCAGGUGGGAACUUCGGUUCCGGACUGAAUCAGCUCGUGUUCUUUUUCUAGUUCAAGAUUCUCUCAGCUACUGGUAAUACAGCCUUGAUGGGUGUUUUAGCAGCUUUGUUUGUACAGUUGCAGUAAGCGUUCAUACAUUUUCCGCAAUGGGAAGUAUGUUUCCUCCCUGCUUCGAAAGAUAGAAAAUGUUCUGAAGAGUAUUAUUACAUGUCGGAGUGGACGGAGGAAGGAAGAUACAGAAGGGUAUCAUGAAUGGACAGCAUUAAAUUUGCUGAGAAUAAGCCGGUCAGGCGAGGCAUGGACGCACUUGCUCCGGUAGCUACACCACCAAAUGCUACACCUACACAAGUCGCUGAUAUUGCUAGAUAA
Jatropha curcas is the source of this 2091-nucleotide messenger RNA. The record is from RefSeq and is a predicted model, not a curated record. Lineage: Eukaryota; Viridiplantae; Streptophyta; Magnoliopsida; Malpighiales; Euphorbiaceae.